UAGAGUUGGAAAUGUAGUCUAGGAUGCAAUCCUAAGACUUGGAAUAUGACAAGAGACUUAUCUCGAGUCCGGAGGACACAGGAAUGAGCAGGAACUAAGAUGAUAUUUGAACUGGAGUAUUUCCAAGAGUUACAGGAGGUUUAUAUACUGUAGGUAUCAUAUAGGAAUCAGUCAGCAAACAUAAAGGCUAUGUACAAAGCAUAUGCAAAGUCUAUUAUCAGCCAUAAUGCUGUGAACAUGGCCAACGUAAAAACAUCCAGGGGACUUGCUGCAACAGGUGUUGGGACUGUCGAUUGCGCAAGGCAUGAUAUGAAGCUUCCUAAUGGAGUGGGUGAUCUGCAAAAGGGCGAAAACAAGAACGUCAGAUGCACAGAUGGGAAAGCACCCAAGAGAGGAUGGGCAAACAUUAACUGUGUGGCAUCAAGUGAAUGGAUGCUCCACAAAAUCAAACAAGCUUCCAGCAGAUCCAAGCUUCAUCGAGAGGAGCUGCAUGAACUCGGACAUACGAUACCAGCACUAUCACUGUCUGCAUGGAGAUCAGAAAUAAUAGCAUGGGAAGAGGACCACACAAAACCCAAUCCAUUCAGGAGCAGGGUUCUAGCCAAGAAGGAUGCUGCAGACCUACAAUCUGGUGCAGAUAUCUUGUUGCACACUGAAAUAUCCCCAAGUAUCCUGAUUGUGUCAGGGAUUGAUUUGCAGGAUCAACAAGAAACACCAGACAAUGUUUGGCUGUGGAUGCAUCAGCACUGGGCCAGCAUGCGACUGACACACAAAAAUGAAGAUAUAUAUCAAAGCAACACUCUUCAAUGCCAACUGGAUAAUUGGAACAUCCAUUUAUUCACUCAUCUCAACAUAUUCAGGGUUACAAAAAUACAUGCUGGUAAAGCUAAGUAUGAUGCUGCCCAGGCUGCACUUGUUGCCCUCACACCACAGCUAGGAAAAACUGGCUGGAGCAAUAUUUUGCACCCUCUUUUAGUGUUGGAUAUGAGACCUAUGGGCGACUUCAUUCAAGGGCAAUCUGAAGGCUGUACACUGUCAAGGCUCCAUGUCACAUUGCUCAAGUUCUCGACGAGCGGGACUGCCCACCACUUUUGA
This is a messenger RNA of Suillus subaureus, 1095 nucleotides long. RefSeq lists its product as uncharacterized. The transcript is spliced from 10 exons. Lineage: Eukaryota; Fungi; Basidiomycota; Agaricomycetes; Boletales; Suillaceae. The record is from RefSeq and is a predicted model, not a curated record. Bases 190 to 1095 code for a protein of 301 amino acids.